UGAUUUAUGUAUGGGAUCUAACAAAUGAUUCAUUAAUUUGCUUAAACCGUGAAGGAUAAGUCAUAUUUAGCAAAUUCAUAUUUUUUUAAAAAGUACAGACUUUCACGUCAUCACGCCCUUCCAACAUUCCAACUGGAAAACUCUGGUAUCGUCUAUAAUUCCGAAGUUUCCGCUCAUUAAUAUGACUUUGCUGGGUCAUUCAGGUGCUCGGAAUACAUCAUUAUAAUGAUAUUUCCCAUAUGUCCGACUCCACUUGAAGGGCACUGUGUCUUCCUCUCGUGUUAGUGAGGAUGUUGGUGAAGGGGAUUAUGGGUCUUUACCCACGUCGCUGCCAUCUUUGUUCUGCAUCUUUCUCAUUACGCAUUCAAACAGACUUCCUCUCAGCUCACACAUGCUGUUAUAAUGUAGAUUAACACUCGUGCAUCAUCUUCAUGAGGUUUGGCUUCUGUAUGGUCAGCUGUUCAUGUGCAUGCAUGCCCUCUUGUUUUGUAUGUUUAGAUACCAGUGCAUGGAGCGCACGUGUCCAGCUGUGUCUUUGUCCUGUAGAUGUGGACGCUGGACUCAUGCUGUGUGUGUGUGUGUGUGUGUGUGUGCGUGUGUGUGUGUGUGUGUGUUACCAUGAGCCGAUGCGACCAGACAAAGCAUGCAGAGUAAUACUCGCCAAUAAUAGUCACUAGUUCAUGUAGAAAAUAAAUUAAAACUGGCUGUUAAUUAAAUAUAGAUGAUAUGAUAAUGAGGAGGUGGGGUCUUGCAUAUGGUGUGUGGUCCAAACUGGAACACCUGAUUGGCCGAUGUUCUAAUCUUCACUGGCUGUUUAUGUAACAGUAGCUGGUCAUGUGACGUGAGUGACAUCACCGCUUCACCUACUCUGUUGGCAAUGUGUUUGUGUGAUGAGAUUUGAAAGAGCUCAGUAGGACAAUUAGCCUCCUGAUACGCACACACACUUUUCAUGUGGCGUUUUGUAACAGGGUGCACAGCGUUGGAUGUUCAUGGUGUUGUAUAUGUGUGUGAGGGGUCUCGUGGACAUUAGGGGUGUUUGGCGGUGGCUGCAUGUUUCCUCGUUUGCGUGGAGGUUUUGAUUGACAUCUCAAUGAGAGAGACAGGGCUGCUGGAGCCAAAAGGGCCUGUGAUGAUGAAGAAGAUGACACUCAGACUGCUGUACUGGGAACUGCAACAUUACAGUUCUUCAGGAGCCAGUGUGGUCGCCAUUGACAACAAAAUCGAGCAAGCCAUGGACCUGGUGAAGAGUCACCUGAUGUAUGCGGUGCGUGAGGAAGUGGAGGUGUUGAAGGAGCAGAUAAAGGAGCUGAUUGAGAGGAACUCUCAGCUGGAACAGGAGAACACGCUGCUGAAGAACCUGGCCAGCCCCGAACAGCUCCUCAGUUCCAGCAGGAGGUCCAGACGGACUCCCCGACCUCUGGAGGUCAGACCGGACCCCUCACACAGAGCCAGGGCCCCGGCCCGACCGCCUAACUACCUCUCCAUGAGCGACUCGCUCCAGACGACGAGAGACAACCUGACGAAGACGAAACGGUACUGUGAAGAGACCUGGACCUUCAGAGCGCAGGACGUCUGACACAGUACACACACACUUUAGCAGAGCUUCAUCUGCCUCAGACAAUCACUACUGACCAGGGUGGGACACACGUGACUUCCUGUGCAAUCUGGGCUUGACCAAUCACGCAUGCCGAACGGGACAUUUCUUACAAGUCUGUAUCAGCAGGAACCGAUGACGGGAAAUCCCGUUGCCACAUUGUCCUGUUUUUGUACAUCAUAUGAAGUUUUAAGUAUGCUUUGAUAUUUUUGUUACUGGUUUAAUUUGUUUUAUUGUUUAUUUUCUCCACUAGCUGUAUCACAUUUAAAGUAAUGAGCACUUUGUAGUGGACACUUGUAAAUAAGACGACAAAACAGGGAGCACCUCAUCUGGAAUGGGGCAAGAGAAUCUGAAUUGAAACCAGUUUCACCCUUGAUUCAUCCCUUUGUGAUGUGGGAAGGGGUUGAUGGUGAUGUCACCGUGCUGAUCCCUUGAUAGUGUACUUCCUGCUUGUAUAAACUCACGGCGUGUGUUUGCAUAUGCAGAGGAAUGGAGUGAAUGGACUUGUAUGUGCCAUGAAGUUUCAGAUUGGAAUCACUCUGAAGGAUCUUGAUAUUCAUAAAGUUGUUCAUGUACAUGUGUACAGUUUCACUGAAGAGCACACACACACACACACACACACACACACACACACACACAUCCAGUGAACUGAUGAAUGCAUCAAACACUCUUUCAGCUUGAGAAUAAUUAAAGUUUUGCUCAUAUCAAGCUCUUUAAAUGUGACUUCAUCAUUGCUGGAAACCUGCUUUGCCUUCUGUCCAUCACUCCUGACGCAUCACAGCUCAUUAUGACCCGAACAAGUGUCAAAUAUGACCAAAUGUUGUGCAUGUUUCCUUCAAUGUGACGUCAUACAGCUGCACUAAACAGCUGCACAUUGACUUUAAUAAAACAAAA
This is a messenger RNA of Xyrauchen texanus (razorback sucker), 2488 nucleotides long. RefSeq lists its product as uncharacterized. Gene Ontology annotation, biological process: regulation of transcription by RNA polymerase II. Bases 1091 to 1576 code for a protein of 161 amino acids. The record is from RefSeq and is a predicted model, not a curated record. The transcript is spliced from 3 exons. Lineage: Eukaryota; Metazoa; Chordata; Actinopteri; Cypriniformes; Catostomidae.